Megalops cyprinoides (Indo-Pacific tarpon) is the source of this 2219-nucleotide messenger RNA. RefSeq names its product mitogen-activated protein kinase kinase 2a (gene map2k2a). The record is from RefSeq and is a predicted model, not a curated record. The transcript is spliced from 11 exons. Gene Ontology annotation, molecular function: protein kinase activity; ATP binding. Gene Ontology annotation, biological process: protein phosphorylation. Bases 951 to 2150 code for a protein of 399 amino acids. NCBI's taxonomy places the organism in Eukaryota, Metazoa, Chordata, Actinopteri, Elopiformes, Megalopidae.
AUCGCGAUAUUUUUCCUGCCUAUACGACUAACACAUAGCUAGAUCAUCUCGCGAGAUUGUAAUGGUUCCUCCUGCACCACUUGCUGCCGUUUCCUGAAUCGAAAGUCUCCAACGGACAUCCAGCAGUUCAUCCGAGGCGCACGUUUUUGUCCCAUCCCGGAACAUCCGCUGCCAUACCCAGGUCUUCCUCUGUGUAGGCCGAACAUCCUCGGACUUGAGUACUAGCUGUCAUCCUCGGAAACUGCUCCCCCUUCCUCAUUGCCAAGCGAAGAUAGGCCCGGGCCGCUUCGAAGGAAAGCAAAGAGCGAGACAAGAUUCUCUCGAGGGAGAGGAGGACACGAUGCAAAAUGCGGUGAUGUGUUUUGCACAGAAAAUAUUAUUUUUGCUCAAGUAGCUUCUGAGUUAUUGUAACCAGCCAGGUAGCAAGCAAGAAGCUACAAAUCUGAACACUUGGCUAGCUACCCUGCCAGGCAGCUAGCGAGCUAUCUUACGCAUUAGUACGAGAUGGUGCUAGCUAGCCUCUAACAGCACUUGGACAUGUACAGCUAGCUAGCUAGCACUCUGAUACUGAUCGCUAGCUGGCUAGCUAGCUAACUUCGCUAACUGUAACACUGCUUUGCUAUAGUGGCAGCUCUCGACUUAGCUAACCUUGUAUGAAAGUUCCAACGUGCACAAAUUGGCAGCUAGGUAGCUAGCUAACUGUUUGCUAGCUUGCCAGCACAUUGAGGUAAAAGGCUAGCUAGUUAGCUAGCUAAAAUAUAAUAUACCUAGCUGGCUUGCUAACAACCAGGUAGCUAGUUAUUUAGCUCACAUAUUGUUGCGACUUGAGGCAAAAAAUAAAGAAUAGUGAUUUUAGUUUACAAAAUACAUUUGUUAAUUUGUGUAUAAAAUAGCUACUUUAACUGGUCAGCUAAGGCAGUAAAGACGUCCCUGAAUCGCUAAAAUCAGACAUGGCCCCAAAGAAGAGACCAGUUCCACUAAACAUAACACCCACCGGAGAGGGACAGUCGUCUUCAACCACCAUCGACGCCGCCUCAGAGGCCAACUUGGAGGCCCUACAGAAGAAACUAGGGGAGCUGGAUCUGGACGAGCAGCAGAGGAAGCGAUUGGAGGCUUUUCUCACCCAGAAAGCCAAGGUGGGCGAACUGAAGGACGAUGACUUCCACCGCAUCUGCGAACUUGGUGCCGGCAACGGUGGAGUGGUCAACAAGGUCCGCCACAAACCCUCUGGGUUGGUCAUGGCCAGGAAACUGAUCCAUCUGGAAAUCAAGCCAGCCAUUAGAAAUCAGAUCAUCCGGGAGCUGCAGGUGCUGCAUGAGUGUAACUCCCCCUACAUAGUAGGCUUCUACGGGGCCUUCUACAGUGAUGGAGAGAUCAGCAUCUGCAUGGAGCACAUGGAUGGAGGCUCAUUGGAUCAGGUGCUGAAGGAGGCCAGAAGAAUCCCAGAGGAAAUUCUGGGCAAAGUCAGCAUAGCUGUCCUCAGAGGGCUCGCCUAUCUGCGGGAGAAGCACCAGAUUAUGCACAGAGACGUCAAGCCGUCCAACAUCCUGGUGAACUCGCGCGGGGAGAUCAAGCUGUGUGACUUCGGCGUGAGCGGCCAGCUCAUCGACUCCAUGGCCAACUCCUUUGUGGGAACGCGUUCGUACAUGUCGCCGGAGAGACUGCAGGGCACACACUACUCGGUGCAGUCGGAUGUGUGGAGCAUGGGCCUGUCCCUGGUGGAGCUGGCUAUCGGGCGCUAUCCCAUCCCCCCUCCUGACGCCAAGGAGCUGGAGGCCAUCUUUGGCCGGCCUGUGCUGGACGGAGCAGAGGGAGAGACGCACAGCACCUCCCCCCGCCCCAGACCCCCAGGACGGCCAGUCAGCGGGCAUGGAAUGGACAGUCGCCCGGCCAUGGCUAUAUUCGAGCUGCUGGACUACAUUGUUAAUGAGCCUCCGCCUAAACUGCCACUUGGUGUCUUCACCUCUGAUUUCCAGGAGUUUGUGACAAAAUGCCUCAUCAAGAACCCAGCAGAGAGAGCAGAUUUAAAGAUGCUAAUGAACCACACGUUUAUCAAGCGCUCGGAGGUGGAGGAGGUGGACUUCGCAGGCUGGCUGUGCAAAACCAUGGGUCUCAACCAGCCCAGCACUCCCACCCGCAGUGCCGUCUGAGCUCCUGCCUGCCUGCCUGCCUGCCUGCCUGCCUGCCUGUCUGUUUACGCCACCAGGAUGUCUCUCACU